AAUCUUAAGCUAAAUAUAAACCCCCCCCUUAUAACCAACCCAAGAAUCAGUAGUUUCAAAACUACCACAGAUGCUGGUUUAAUAUAAACUCCCAUGUGUGUAUACCCACAUAAAUCCUAAUUAACAAAACUCAUCAGAAAACAAAACAUGAAUGAACCCAGGUCUGUGAAUGAAGCUAACACGUGCUGUUUGUUUACUAUGCCGGCGUGCCUAGUAAAGUUGAGGGGAAGCACGUGCUUGUCACGUGGUUCGCUUAAUGUAAACAUUGUGAUAUCUGGGGUUCAUAGAGUGAGUAAUUAACGUGAUUUGGAUCAAGUUAAGGGUUAAUUUUCGUUUGUGUAUAGGUGUUUGGUGAUGAUGGAUUGGGAUUCAAGGAAGGGAAAACCACGUUUUAUACAGUGAAGAAAGUUGAAAAAAUGCAAAACCAGGAAGAAGGAAAACGUAGAUAGUGUAAGAAACGGAAAUAAGAGAACGUUCUUAGUGAAGAAACCAGAAUAAAAGACCAUUCUUAGUGAAGAAACCAGAAUAAAAGACCAUUCUUAGUGAAGAAACCAGAAUAAAAGACCAUUCUUAGUGAAGAAACUAGAAUAAAAGACCAUUCUUAGUGAAGGCAACUGCGUUAUGUGGCAAGAAUGAAAGAGACAAAAAUAACGAUCAAAUAAGGAAGGAAAUGUUGAUAGAAAUGUGAAUGUGAGAAUAAAAGAAGUGAAAACAGAGACAGCAGGAAAAUGAGUACCAGUAGAGAGAAGAAGAGGCAACAGGAGCCAAGUCUCUACAGUGUUGUCUUACGGUAGUGUGGUGGUAGUGUGGUGGUAGUGUGGUGGUGGAGGUAUGGUGUGGUGGGCCAAGAGAGUGAAGCCAUGGCCACCCUCACCUUCAGAAACAUCUUCACCUUCAGAAGGCCAUCCUCACCCAUCUUCUUCAAGACCCAUGCCAGUCAGACGUCGUCAUGGUUACCUCCUCUGGAGAACUGGGAUACGGGAGGCUUAUCCCUCCCCUACGGCUGGGAGGCUGCCACCGAUAAGGAGGGCAAGCAGUAUUUUAUCAAUCACCUGAACAAGACGACCACCUACGAGGAUCCGAGGAAGGAUUACUUGGACGACCCUCCCCAGCCUCGUCAGGUUGACCUCGUUCGAGACCCCGAAAUGGGCUUCGGCUUCGUCGCCGGCUCCGAGAAGCCUGUCAUCGUCAGAUUUAGAGAUCUGUUCUGCGACGUAGUGUACAGUUGCUUGAUGAGCAUUCAACUACAG
Procambarus clarkii (red swamp crayfish) is the source of this 1250-nucleotide messenger RNA. The record is from RefSeq and is a predicted model, not a curated record. Lineage: Eukaryota; Metazoa; Arthropoda; Malacostraca; Decapoda; Cambaridae.